CAUAUAAAAAAAUUUGAAACAUUAUAAAAAGGAAAUUAGAAUAAUUUACAUAUGUAGAGAGAGAGAGAGAGAGCGCAAAAUUCUACCAAGAAUAAGGGUAAGUUAAUUUGCUAUUAAGAAAAAAAGGCGAUUUAAUAAUACACUUAGAAAUUUCAUUCCACUUCAUUUCCAAUUAAGAUAUCCACAAAUGGUAAUUGCUUUUGAAAUAUGAAGAAGCAAGAAACAAUUAGAGAAAUCUAAAAUCAUAAUUAGAAGAGAGUAGUGUUUUCUUUUUCAAUAAUCUAUAAUCAAGCAUAUAUUGCUUAUCUCAGUGGGUGUAGUAAAGGCUUAGGACUCUGAGCGUGGCUGUUCACCAACUCUAAGAAAAGCUCAGUCAGCGCUCCAUCAGGAUGGCAGGAUCUGCAACUACACAAAGCCCCGCAGGUACCACAAACCAACUCUGGGGCGGUAACAGAACUUAGCCUCUUAACUUGGGGCACGACAGAUUUCUCCUGAGGAAAAAGAUCUCCAUAAUUUGCAUGAGGAAAAGGGAACCUAAGGAAUCAGCGUGCAGAGAAAGCAUUCUGGAAAAAAUCGGUAGUGAAGCAACAAUGGCCACUCCAAGGAAUUCGCCGCACCACAGAGGACUGGUCCUGCUGUGCCUUUUCCUGGGGAGACUGUGGGAGACCGUCAGAUCUCCCACAGACAGUCAGAUCCGCUAGUCAGUGCCUGAAGAGACAGAAAGAGGCUAUAUCGUGGGGAAUAUCUCCAAGGAGCUGGGGCUGGAGCCCCGGGAGCUGGCGGAGAGCAGAGUCCGCAUCUUCUCCAGAGGUGGGUCGCAGCUCUUUGCUCUGAACCCGCGAAGCGGCAGCUUGGUCACCGGACAGGAGGAGCUCUGCGCUCAGAGCCCGAGGUGUCUGGUGAACUUUAAAGUCCUGGUUGAAGACAGAGUGCAGCUUUACGGAAUGGACAUAGAAGUAACUGAUAUCAACGACAAUGCCCCAAAAUUCCAGGCCGAAAAUCUGGAAGUAAAAAUUAACGAAAUCGCUGCGCCUGGAACACGUUAUCCACUCCCAGAGGCUGUUGACCCGGAUGUGGGCUUGACUUCCCUACAGAGCUACCAGCUCAGCCCCAAUCACCACUUCUCCCUGGACGUGCAAACUGGAGACGACGGAACUAUAAACCCAGAGCUGGUGCUGGAGCGCGCCCUGGACCGCGAGCAAGAGGCUGCUCACCACCAGGUCCUCAUCGCCUCCGACGGCGGCGAACCGCCUCGCUCCAGCACAGUGCACAUCCAGGUGACAGUGUUGGGUACAAACGACAAUGCCCCUGUUUUUGCUCAACCGAUUUACCGAGUGAAAGUCCCAGAGAACGUGCCCCCGGGCACUCAGCUGCUUACUGUAAGAGCUAGCGACCCGGAUGAGGGAGCCAACGGAGAAGUGGCGUAUAAAUUCUGGAAAAUUAGUGAAAAACAAUCUCCGUUAUUCCAGCUUAAUGAAAAUACCGGGGAAAUAGCAACAGCAAAGAGUCUAGAUUAUGAAGAGUGUGCAUUUUAUGAAAUGGAAAUACAAGCUGAAGAUGUUGGGGGAUUGAAGGGACGGACUAAAGUGCUUAUUUCUGUGGAAGAUGUAAAUGACAAUAGACCUGAAGUGAUCAUUACACCUCUGUUUAGCCCAGUGAGGGAAGAUGCUCCUCAAGGAACAGUAAUCUUUCUUUUCAAUUCUCAUGACCGAGACUCUGUGAAGAACGGUCAAGUUGUCUGUUCCAUCCAGGAGAUUCUACCUUUUCAAUUAAAGUCAAUUGAAGAUUAUUAUAGAUUGUUGACAGCUCGAAUUCUUGACCGAGAAAAAAACUCUGAAUAUAACAUCACAGUGACUGCCACAGACAAAGGAAUGCCGCCCCUGUCCACAGAAAUUCACAUCACCCUGCACGUGGUCGACAUCGACAAUCCACCCUCUUUCUCUCAAACCUCCUACUCAGUCUACCUCCGCGAGAACAACCUUAGAGGCACCUCCAUCUUCUCAGUGACAGCUCAUGAUCCCGAUAGCAAGGAGAACGCAGGGAUUAUUUACUCCUUGGCGGAGGACACCGUCCAAGGGGUGCCCCUCUCAUCCUACGUCUCCAUCAACUCUGACACUGGUGAGUUAUAUGCCCUGCGCUCCUUCGACUAUGAGCAAUUUCGCAAUCUUCAAAUGCAGGUGAGGGCAAGCGACAGCGGGGACCCGCCGCUCAGCAGCAACGUGUCACUGAGCUUGUUCGUGCUGGACCAGAAUGACAACACGCCUGAGAUCCUGUGCCCCACCCUCCUCACCGACGGUUCCACGGGCGUGGAGCUGGCAGCCCGCUCCGCAGAGCCUGGCUACCUGGUGACCAAGGUGGUGGCUGUGGACAGAGACCCAGGACAGAACGCCUGGCUGUCCUACCGCCUGCUCAAGGCCGGCGAGCCAGGGCUCUUCACAGUGGGGCUGCACACGGGUGAGGUGCGCACUGCCCGGGCUCUGCUGGACAGAGGCGCGCUCAAACAGAGCCUGGUGGGGGCGGUCCAGGAUGAUGGCCAGCCCCCUCUCUCAGCCACCAUCACACUCACCGUGGCUGUAGCUGACAGCAUCCCUGAUGUGCUGGCUGACCUGGGCAGUCUGGAGGUCCCCGCGCACCAAGAAGCCUCGGACCUCAUGUUGUACCUGGUGGUGGCAGUGGCCGUGGUCUCCUGCGUCUUCCUGGCUUUUGUCAUAGUGCUCCUGGCGCUGAGGCUGCGGCGCUGGCACACCUCAAGUCAGCUCCAGGCUGAGAGAGUCGGAUUGGCUGGCAUGCCUGCUUCUCACUUUGUGGGCGUGGACGGGGUUCGGGCUUUCCUUCAGACUUAUUCCCGGGAAAUCUCCCUCACCGCGGACUAGCGGAAGAGCCACGUGAUCUUCCCCCAGCCCAACUAUGCGGACACGCUCAUUAGCCAGGAGAGCUGUGAGAAAAAUGAGGCCCUGUGCGUUUCAGAUGGUUCUAGGUUUCCUAUUGAAGACACUCCUUUGGUUCCAGAGAAUACGCCUUCAAGUUGAUGUUUUUCAGACCACCUGUUUGUAGAG
This is a messenger RNA of Diceros bicornis minor, 3056 nucleotides long. RefSeq names its product protocadherin gamma-A9-like. Gene Ontology annotation, biological process: homophilic cell-cell adhesion. Gene Ontology annotation, molecular function: calcium ion binding. The record is from RefSeq and is a predicted model, not a curated record. Gene Ontology annotation, cellular component: plasma membrane. Lineage: Eukaryota; Metazoa; Chordata; Mammalia; Perissodactyla; Rhinocerotidae.